GACCCUUUGCACACGCACAUAUUCCUCCACCAUGAGCAGUCCACCGGCUUUCGGCCACGCCGUGUCGCUCAAUAAUCGCUGCGGCGAGAGCAAGAGUCCAUAUGUGCGAUCUCACAUGGAUAAUCCUACGGCGUGGCAGCUUUGGAGUGCUGAGACGUUGGAGUUGGCGAGGAAGACGAAUCGGUUGUUGUUUGUUAGUAUUGGGUAUUCGGCUUGUCAUUGGUGCCACGUCAUGGAACAUGAGAGCUUCUCCGACUCCCGCAUCGCCCAAUUACUCAACGAACACUUCAUCCCGAUCAAGAUCGACCGCGAAGAACGCCCCGAUAUCGAUCGACAGUACAUGGACUUUCUACAAGCGACUUCUGGCGGCGGCGGCUGGCCUUUGAAUGUCUUCGUUACACCCGAUCUCGAACCCAUCUUUGGAGGCACAUACUGGCCAGGUCCCAACAGCGAGAGGGCCAGGAGUCGUGCAGCGGGAACGACUUUUGAGGAUGUAUUGAGGAAGGUCUCUACGGCGUGGAAAGAGCAGGAACAGAAGUGCAGAGCCAAUGCGAAGGACAUUACACGGCAGCUGAGGGAGUAUGCGCAGGAGGGAAUGCUAGGUGGGAGGGAUGGCAAGCAGACGGACGAGAACGAUGGACUGGAGCUGGAUCUCCUGGACGAUGCAUACGAGCACUACAAGGGACGAUACGACGCGAAGUGUGGAGGAUUCGGAGGAGCGCCCAAAUUCCCUACGCCUGUUCACAUCAAGCCGUUGCUGCGUGUGGCUAAUUAUCCGCAUGUCGUUAGGGAGAUCGUGGGAGAGGAGGAUUGCCAGGAAGCGCGGCGCAUGGCUGUACACACGCUGGAAAGCAUGGCGAAAGGAGGUAUCAAGGAUCAGAUCGGGCAUGGCUUUGCGAGAUACUCGGUCACGCGGGAUUGGAGCUUACCGCACUUCGAGAAAAUGCUCUACGAUAACGCCCAGCUGCUGCCGGUCUACCUCGAUGCUUGGAUUCUGACAAAGUCGCCGCUAUUGCUUGAAUCAGUCAAUGAUAUCGCGACAUAUCUGACGAGUCCUCCUAUGGUUUCAGAAUUAGGAGGCAUCUUUUCGGCGGAGGAUGCGGAUUCUUUGCCGACACCACAGGACAAGCACAAGCGAGAAGGAGCAUUCUAUGUCUGGAUGAUGGACGAGUUCAAGUCAAUACUCAGCGAGGAGGAAGUCACCGUCUGCGCGAAAUACUGGGGCGUACAAGCACAAGGGAAUGUCGACCGACGUUUCGACCUACAGGGCGAGCUGGUCGGCCAAAACACUCUCUGCGUACAGUAUGAGAUCCCCGAACUCGCCCAAGAACUCAGCAAAUCCGAAGAACAAAUCACACAGACUAUUCAAUCCGGCCGCUCAAAACUCCUCGCACACCGCGAAAAGAACCGCCCACGGCCCGCUCUCGACGACAAAAUCGUCACCUCCUGGAACGGCCUCGCAAUCGGCGGUCUCGCACGAACAAGUUCCGCACUUCGCUACAUCUCCCCUGAACCCGCAGCAGCCUAUCUCGCCGCCGCCCUCAAAGCCACCAAUUGUAUCAAAACCCACCUGUUCGACCCGUCGACCAACGCGCUCAAACGCGUCUACCGCGAAGGGCCCGGCGAAACACCCGGCUUUGCCGACGACUACGCCUUUCUCAUCUCCGGCUUGCUCGAUCUCUACGAAGCGACUUGGGACAGUAACUGGUUGCAAUGGGCGGACACGCUUCAACAAACGCAGACGAGACUAUUCUGGGACGAGGAGAAAUACGGGUUCUUCAGCACCGCUGCCAGCCAGCCGGACAUCCUCAUCCGAGUGAAGGACGCGAUGGAUAAUGCUGAACCAAGUGUCAAUGGCGUGGCGUCGUACAAUCUCUUCCGACUGGGGAGCUUACUCAACGACUCGGAAUACGAAAAGAUGGCGCGGCGCAUCGUGGCGUGUUUCGAGGUGGAGUUGGGACAGCAUCCGGGAUUGUUCAGUGGGAUGUUGAGUUCCGUCGUGGCGGCGAAGAUGGGAGUCAAGGGACUCAUGGUCGUGGGCGAGGGGGAGUUGGUCGAUGAGGUACUGAGGAAGAUGAGAGAGAAUGUCUGGCCUAUGAGCACGGCGUUGAGGGUUGGUGGGAAAGGCGUGGAGGAUGGCUGGUUGAGGGAGAGGAAUGGGUUGUUGAAGGAUUUGGAUGGGACGAGGGAGAUGGUGCAGAUUUGUGAGGGGGGGAUGUGUAGGAUUUUGGAGAGGGGGGAUGUGGAGGGAUCGCGACGAGGGCGUCGAGUUGCGCGGGCGUGA
This is a messenger RNA of Zymoseptoria tritici IPO323, 2284 nucleotides long. RefSeq lists its product as uncharacterized. Gene Ontology annotation, biological process: carbohydrate metabolic process. The transcript has 3 exons. NCBI's taxonomy places the organism in Eukaryota, Fungi, Ascomycota, Dothideomycetes, Mycosphaerellales, Mycosphaerellaceae. The coding region runs from base 32 to 2284 and encodes 750 amino acids. The record is from RefSeq and is a predicted model, not a curated record.